GACUUAAAUUUUAUAAAACCACUUUGCAGUUUUAUUUCAAAGUUCAUAAAAGUAAAAAAACAAUUUUAGAUAAUAAAUAUUUUAGUAUUUAUUCAAGAAACAGUGUUAACUAAUUAAAUUAUAAAAAAAUCAAUUAUUAUUUGAAAAUCAAUUGGCGUUUUUCCAAUUAGACAAAUCAGAUGGGCUUAUUGCAGCAAAUAAAACAAUUAUUUCGGUAAAAGGAACUCAAUAAUGUGUUUCGGUAAAAAAUACAAUAUUUUCAGUAUUAUUGUAUAUUAUUGCAACAAACGAAAGUUAAUCGUAUAGGUACAGCGUAUAUAUUAAAAUAAAUAGACCUCUUCAACAACCAAAACAACCACCAUGACAACCCCGGCAAAAUUAUAUGGGAAAGAUUUAUCGGAAUACGAAGAUGUUGAUGUAGAAGCAUUAUUAGGACAAUUAUCUGCUGACGAAAUAAAUAUUCUAGCUAAAGAAGUUGAUCCUGAUGAUCAAUUUUUACCUCCCGAUCAAAGACACAGUUAUGAAUGUACAAAGUCACCGACUGGACCUUUGGAUAGGAAAAAAUUGAUUGAUCACAUAAAUAAACAAGCUCUUGAGACACCUGAUGUACCAGAAUUUGAACCUUUUGUCCCAGGCGUAGUAAGAGGAAAAAAAUGGGUACCACCACCACCUGAAGAAAAAUAUCAAAAAGCUGAUGAGCAGAUCGCUAUUGAUUUGGGUGACGAGUAUGAAACAGCAUUGUCAAAUGCCACACAAGAAGAAAUCAUAGAUUUGGCAGCUAUUCUAGGAUUUCAUUCCAUGAUGAACCAAGAUCAAUACCAUGCAUCACUUUUAAAUAAAGGUCAGCCCAUUGGUUUGGGAUGGGAUGGUAUCACCAAAGCAUCUCGGCCAAAAGCUUUUCCUAUGGAACCACCAAACACAACAGAUGUUGAUGAAACGAUUAAGCGCGUGAAGUCUAAUGACACUCAAUUAAUUGACUUAAACUGGAAUAACAUAAAGAAUAUUUCUGAUGAAAAAUUCGAUCAACUAUUUGAAGCAAUAAAAUCAAAUAAUCAACUUCAAACACUGCAACUUACCAAUACUGGAUUACAAGAUAAACAUGCUUUGAAGUUAGCUGAAGCUUUGGAUGUAAAUGGAACAUUAAAAGUAUUGAACGUUGAAACCAAUUUCAUUAGCCCUCCAGUAAUUGUUAGACUAAUCAAAUCAUUGCUGUCUACAAUGACUUUAGAAGAGUUUAGAGCAUCUAACCAGAGAUCUGCAGUCUUGGGCAACAAAAUUGAAAUGGAUAUCACUGAUUUGGUUGAAAAAAAUACUACUUUGUUGCGACUAGGAUUACACUUGGAAUAUAAUGAUUGUCGUCAUCGUGUUGCAACUCAUUUGCAACGUAACAUCGAUAGAAUACGUGUAGAAAAACGGAAAAAAAUACAGGAACUUCAAGCUAAAUUAUCACCGCUUAAUGUUGAUACGUUAAAAAAACUUAACGCACCAAUUAUGCGUAAAAUCGGCCCAAUUCCUGGCUCUGAACCUCAGCUCUCUGUUCUUAAUGCCUUAAAGGAGGCAAAUCGGAGAAAAAUGUCCUCUCGACCAACACCAACUCCAUCACCUGAGCCACAUUUAUUACAAGCUCCAAAUGGUCGUAUUGAACAAUACACACCCUCACCGUCUCCCGAACCAGUUGAAUUUGAUACUGAAAUUGAUCCUGAUAAUAUGAUUGUCAGGGGUAGUUCGGAUGUUGAAGAACAUGAAUACGAUGAAGAAGGUCGAAUCAUCUUGAAAAAUGAUAAUUAAAAAAAAAACGUUAAUUUUACCCUUUAUACUGUUGCUGUUGUUAUGUAGUUUUAAAGAUGUACAAUUGAAAAAUCAAUAAUUUAUAUUAUAAUUAAGAACAAAAAAACACGCAAGAACUCAAGAAACAGUCCGAUCAUAUAGUGGCAUAACCAUAACACAGACUGAAAGUGCUUAAUUCAUCGUAUAUGGUAAGAAAAGAUCUGACCCUUCGGCUCCAGUUUCGAUUCUUUAAUCUACCUAGGAAGACAGGAACAAUGAUACAAUAAAACAUCAUGAAACAAUUAUACACUUAAAAAUAAUUCAAUAGCGUAGGUUUAAAUUAAUUUGAAGGAAUUGUUAGAAGUCACGUAUAUAUCCUGUAAAGUACAUUAAUUAGACAAAAGAUGCAGUAAAACAAUGUUUACAAAAAACCCAAAAAUGUGUUAGCAAUAUAAGGUUUCAUAUAAUAAAAUAAGAACGCCAAGCUCGUUUACUUGAUCGCCAAAAUAAGAAAAAAUAAAAAAAAGCUAACCAGCAGGCCAUUUUAAAGGAGCAAUCAUGAUUUUUGGUCAUAGCUGUAAGAAGAUGUAUAAGCUAAAAG
Culicoides brevitarsis is the source of this 2368-nucleotide messenger RNA. It is a transcript of the gene tmod, whose product is annotated as tropomodulin-1. Gene Ontology annotation, cellular component: myofibril; cytoskeleton. Gene Ontology annotation, molecular function: tropomyosin binding. The transcript is spliced from 10 exons. The coding region runs from base 361 to 1788 and encodes 475 amino acids. Gene Ontology annotation, biological process: myofibril assembly; pointed-end actin filament capping; actin filament organization. The record is from RefSeq and is a predicted model, not a curated record. NCBI's taxonomy places the organism in Eukaryota, Metazoa, Arthropoda, Insecta, Diptera, Ceratopogonidae.